CGCCCGUUCUCAUCAGUUUGCAGCGAACCUGGGAACGAUCCGGAGCGUCACCAAUCCACAGCUGUGUGUGCCGCCCGGUCUUACAUUGUUAGUCAAAUAGCAACGGAUUCCAGCAAACAGGUUUUUCAGCGGUGGCGACCAUUUGUGAACAGACGAAUACACAUAAGUUGAGGUGACGAGAAUCGUCGUCAGCAUGUCUACAGCGAUUAGCAAGCAAGACAAGAUCAAACAAUCCGAUAGUGUGCCGAAGAAAACGAACAAACCAAACCUAGCAUCAGGCUUUAUACCUCCCGAUGGCGGCUGGGGUUGGAUGGUGGUUCUGGCAGCUGGAUGUUCGAAUUUAUGCACAUUCCCGGUGCUUCAGCAGUUCGGUUUGCUCUUCCGCGAACGGAUGAGUCUUCUGGAUAUCAACUCUUCAGAGAUCACAACCAUCAUCAACACAAACUCGGCACUCAUGUCCAUUGUUGGUCUUCUAAAUGGACCGAUGUUUCGUCGAUUCACCUUCCGCCAAGUGGCCUUCUUCGGAGCAUCGCUGGUAACUGUUGGCUUGAUGUUGACAUCCAUGGCCAACUCGUUUCUUGUCUACCUCAUUACCUUCUCAGUAUUAUACGGCUCGGGCGUCGGCAUAACCGCUUCAGCUAACUCUCUCGCACUCAACACAUACUUCAAGGAGAAGCGCCGUUACGCGACCGGAUUCUCCUGGACAGCGACUGCCCUUGGUCCCAUCAUCGCUCCUCAUAUCAUCACUUUCCUGUUGCCACGCUUCGAUGUCGAAGGAACCGUUCUGAUCUUCGCCGGUUUCGCAAUGAAUGCCAUCGUUUGCUCGCUAUUGCUCCAACCGGUUCACUGGCAUGCAAAGGCCUUGCCAUCGUCCGAAGUUGAAGCGAACCCCGAACCACUAUUCGAACAGUGUCAGCACUGUCAAUCUCAGUCCCGUCCACUGCGAAGGGAUCACAGCGUCCUCUCCAGUCAGUAUAUCUACAACGCAGACGAUGCUUGUACCCCGGGGUACGAGAUCAUCGAUCCGGGCACUCCGAUGUUGUCCCGAGCCAACGACGGUUGGUAUGGUUCUCGAAUGAAUUUGGGCACCCCUAGUCGGAUGCCUUCGGCGAGACCUUCUUACGCGAAUCUGUCCAGUGCAAUCGAACGGCAUCCCAAAAGCGUGACUGAACGCCAAUAUCAGUCGGAUAACAAUAGCGCUAAAGGCGGCUUCAGACGAAGGUCCAACACUUUCAAUCGGGAGAAAGAUGUUCUCAAAAUGGCGUCCAGCAAGCUGGAGCAGAUCCUUGACCACGAGUCUUGCUGUCGCUGUACUUGUGAAGAGGACCGGAAGGCCAUCAUGGAAAGCGUUGAGGAGGAAACACCGGAAGAACUUAGUUUUCUUCAGAAAGUGGUAAUUUUCUUCGACUUGGAUCUCCUGAAAGAUUUGAUCUACGUGAACAUCAUGGUCGGUAUAACGCUGGCCAAUUUCGCCGAGUUGAAUUUCUCCGUUCUGACGCCGUUCGUGCUCGGAGAUUUCGGCUUGACAAAAGAGCAAAUCGCGCUGGCAAUGUCCUUCCUGGGGGCGAUGGAUAUUUUCUGUCGCUUUACAAUUCCUUUCAUUGCCGGAAAGAUUGGAUGGGAGAAUCGCACAUUCUUCCUAUUCGGAGUGCUCAACAUGGCGUUGGGCAGAGUUGUUUUAGCGCAUUUCCACUCGUAUCCAGUCGUUAUGGCCGUAGCCUGUUGGAUCGGCUUCAACAAAGGUCUCCGAACGGUGUUCAUGGCGCUGGCAAUUCCCUCGCACGUUCCACUCGAGCGACUUCCCGGAGCGACUGGCAUUCAGCUGCUGUUUUCCGGACUGUUCUACCUCUUCGUUGGACCCGUUAUCGGCUUUAUCCGUGAUCGUACCAACUACACCAUCACGCUGCACUGUCUCAAUUUGGCCACAUACACGAUGGCUAUCAGCUGGGCCGUGGAAAUGUUCUACCUGACACCGAGACGACUCCAGAAACAAACACAACCACACGGCGAAGCAGUAACGGAGCAGGAACAAAAAGCGCACCUUCUGAAACAGAAACAGGAAGUCAUCACAGGUAGACAGUAG
Messenger RNA from Armigeres subalbatus, 2083 nucleotides. RefSeq lists its product as uncharacterized. The record is from RefSeq and is a predicted model, not a curated record. Gene Ontology annotation, molecular function: monocarboxylic acid transmembrane transporter activity. Gene Ontology annotation, biological process: transmembrane transport. Bases 194 to 2083 code for a protein of 629 amino acids. The transcript is spliced from 6 exons. Gene Ontology annotation, cellular component: membrane. Lineage: Eukaryota; Metazoa; Arthropoda; Insecta; Diptera; Culicidae.